This is a messenger RNA of Sclerotinia sclerotiorum 1980 UF-70, 471 nucleotides long. RefSeq lists its product with no specific name. The coding region runs from base 1 to 471 and encodes 156 amino acids. Lineage: Eukaryota; Fungi; Ascomycota; Leotiomycetes; Helotiales; Sclerotiniaceae. The record is from RefSeq and is a predicted model, not a curated record. The transcript has 6 exons.
AUGACUUCGGAACUACGCCGGCUUCAAAGCUACAUAAUCAACCAGCCUGUGGAGCUGCAUGUAUUGAAGGAUAUGGCAGAUUAUUCCCUCUGUCGCUCAUCAAGCCUCGGGAUGCUUAACGUGGCAGCCAACGAGAUCGUCUGGGCUAGUAUGCAAAAGCUACUUACCUUUGUACGAUUGAUCACCCUUGAUGGCGCGGCAGUUUGUCCAUGGCACUCGCAAUCACGAUCGUUCCUGGAAAUCCACUAUUCGUAUGACGGCAACCCAGGCAGCAUAGUCGCAAGGAAUGAUGUGGACGGCCAGGAGCCACCGUUGUAUGAAAAGGAGGAAGUUGAAACACUAAGACGCAAGUCAGAUGAGCAGCAUGCUGCGCAUAAUGCCAGUCAUGAAAUUCAGGUCUCUGCCGACCGAGAUUUUAAAGAUGAGAUGAUUAAAUCAAAACAUUCGGUCUACAACAGAGGCUAUUUAUGA